CAGGCUGAAGUUAUUCGUCCCUAUUGUCUCCCUGCCCCCUACCUCCAGUUCUCAAGCUUUGGCAGGGGACAAAGGCAGCCUUUUGGGAUCCCCCCUCCUGCGUCUUUCUGGGCCAAGCACUCCUAGAGCUGCCGGCAGUAACGCAGAGCCUGCCAGCUGGGAUGGAACAACCUGACUGAAGGCGAGGCCCAGGGCGGAGGGGAUUGGGCUGUAGGGCUGUGGAGGAGGGGAGGCGGAGGGGGCGCCGGGACUUUCCUCGCUGCCAGCCCAACCAGCCGAGCCAACUCGCACACCAGCCACCUGGGCCUCUGAAAAGCUGGACUUAGUCUGCACCAUGCAGUGGAUUAGAGGCGGAUCGGGAAUGCUGAUCACUGGAGAUUCCAUCGUUAGUGCUGAGGCAGUAUGGGAUCACGUCACCAUGGCCAACCGGGAGUUGGCAUUUAAGGCUGGCGACGUCAUCAAAGUCUUGGAUGCUUCCAACAAGGAUUGGUGGUGGGGCCAGAUCGACGAUGAGGAGGGAUGGUUUCCUGCCAGCUUUGUGAGGCUUUGGGUGAACCAGGAGGAUGGGGUGGAAGAAGGAUCCAGUGACAUGCAAAAUGGGCACUUGGAUCCCAACUCAGACUGCCUCUGUCUGGGCCGGCCACUCCAGAACCGGGACCAGAUGCGAGCCAAUGUCAUCAAUGAGAUCAUGAGCACUGAGCGUCAUUACAUCAAGCAUCUCAAAGACAUUUGUGAGGGCUACCUGAAACAAUGCCGGAAGAGAAGGGACAUGUUCAGUGAUGAGCAACUGAAAGUGAUCUUUGGGAACAUUGAAGACAUUUACAGGUUUCAGAUGGGCUUUGUGAGAGACCUGGAGAAACAGUACAACAAUGAUGACCCCCAUCUCAGUGAGAUAGGACCCUGCUUUCUGGAGCAUCAAGAUGGAUUCUGGAUAUACUCUGAGUACUGUAACAAUCACCUGGAUGCCUGCAUGGAGCUCUCCAAACUGAUGAAGGAUAGCCGUUACCAGCACUUCUUUGAGGCCUGUCGCCUCUUGCAGCAGAUGAUUGACAUUGCUAUUGAUGGUUUCCUUUUGACUCCAGUGCAGAAGAUCUGCAAGUAUCCCUUACAGUUGGCUGAGCUCCUCAAGUAUACUGCCCAGGACCAUAGUGACUACAGAUAUGUGGCAGCUGCUCUGGCUGUUAUGAGAAAUGUGACUCAGCAGAUCAAUGAACGCAAACGGCGUUUGGAGAAUAUCGACAAGAUUGCCCAGUGGCAAGCCUCUGUCCUAGACUGGGAGGGUGAGGACAUCCUAGACAGGAGCUCGGAGCUCAUCUACACUGGGGAGAUGGCCUGGAUCUACCAGCCCUAUGGCCGCAACCAGCAGCGAGUCUUCUUCCUGUUUGAUCACCAAAUGGUCCUCUGCAAGAAGGAUAAGGAGUUCACACCACUUUCGGUACCAGGGAUUGCCUGGAAAGAAUUUUGAAUCAAGGGAAGUAAAAGAAGAGGGAAAAACCAAAGGAUGUUAGAGUGACUUUCUAAAUUCAUCUUCACCAUCAUCCAGUACCUUUGUCUUUUUCCUCAUUCAGUAGAUAAUCUCUCUGAAGAGGAAUUCUAAUGAAACACCAUGUUUAACACUUUUUAUUUUCCAGUACAACAUAAAUCCCAGAUUUUUAAACCCGUUUC
Molecule: messenger RNA, 1665 nt
Organism: Talpa occidentalis (Iberian mole)
Lineage: Eukaryota; Metazoa; Chordata; Mammalia; Eulipotyphla; Talpidae
Gene: ARHGEF9
Product: Cdc42 guanine nucleotide exchange factor 9
Exons: 8
Coding region: 335-1465 (376 amino acids)
Molecular function (GO): guanyl-nucleotide exchange factor activity; protein binding
Source: RefSeq, a predicted model, not a curated record